Molecule: messenger RNA, 975 nt
Organism: Danio rerio (zebrafish)
Lineage: Eukaryota; Metazoa; Chordata; Actinopteri; Cypriniformes; Danionidae
Gene: iscua
Product: iron-sulfur cluster assembly enzyme a
Biological process (GO): [4Fe-4S] cluster assembly; iron-sulfur cluster assembly
Cellular component (GO): mitochondrial [2Fe-2S] assembly complex
Molecular function (GO): iron ion binding; iron-sulfur cluster binding
Source: RefSeq, marked validated
CAGUCAUCAUGGCGUUAGCAGCAGCUGCCAGGCGCUGUGCAUCUUCUGCACUUUUCAGUAAAUCAUUGUCAUUACCAGAGCUCAGACCCGCCUGCUCUUAUCAUAAAAAGGUUGUGGACCACUAUGAAAACCCCAGAAAUGUUGGUUCCUUGGACAAGAACGCAAAGAACGUGGGAACGGGUUUAGUAGGUGCACCCGCAUGUGGGGAUGUAAUGAAACUACAGAUUCAGGUGGAUGAGAAUGGAAAAAUAAUAGAUGCCAGAUUCAAAACCUUUGGCUGUGGCUCUGCCAUUGCUUCCAGCUCUCUGGCCACAGAGUGGGUGAAGGGGAAAUCGAUUGAUGAAGCCCUGAAAAUCAAAAACACAGAGAUUGCCAAAGAACUUUGUCUUCCACCAGUCAAACUGCAUUGUUCUAUGCUUGCAGAGGAUGCAAUCAAGGCUGCAUUAGCAGACUAUAGGCUCAAACAGAAGGAUGAGAAGGAGACAUUGGCUGAAGCUCGAAAUUAAUGGUCUUAUUUACAGACCGUCACCGUCAACCACUCUAUAUGUGACUGAUGAAAAGUUGUGUGGUUUAUUUCCUUACAGAGGUUGUAAUAAACAAAAUAGCCUGCAUCUAUUAUUACUACUAAACUCGUACUGCCUUACCAUUGCUGGUUUGAGGUGGUUUGCAUUGACAGACUGUGGAGAUCUUUGAAUUAAAGUUUUUUUCUCCUGGAAUCACGCACAUUAAAAUAAACUCUUUAAUUCACGAAGAUCUCAGACAUUACAUGUCAUCUAUUGUAAAUGCAUACUUCAACAAUGCUUGUACAUGUAUUCUAUUACAGUUUUUCAAAAAGGAAAAGUCGUUUUUCUGCAGGGAAAGUUAUAUCAUUAGGAGUGGUUUGUAAGCAAAAGCAAAAAUAUAUAUAUACUGGUUUUUCUGCUGUAUUUCUUUUCAAAACGAAAUAAAGCUCUGGGUGUUUAUGCUGUAUCAUCA